GCGAGGUAAUUUGAACUGUGUGACCUCGGCAGGAUAGGGUGUUAUAGUCAGUAGCUUGGUACUGCGAAAGCUGAAUUUUACCACCGAAAUUUCAUUCACUUGUUAAUUCGUUGGCUAUAUAUAUCUGACACAAGCUUUUGGCCCGAACUAGAUGAAAUUCAACCGAGAAUUUUGAAAAUAAGUUGGUGAUUCCAUUACUUGGAAGCUGAAAUAUUCCGCUUAAAAGUAACUUUGGUCUUCCUGUAGUCUUAAUCACUGGAUACCGUGAAACCUAGUGUCUGAAUUUGUCCAGAUAAAGUGCCUCAUGAAUUUAGCCCGACUCAAUCUCACAACUUUCCGGAAACACUGGGGUUUGGGGUUUUCUCAAAAACCAUUCCAAAUCUGACUUUUUGGCUGGAAUUCUGGGUUUCCCCUAAAUUUCCUAAUGUCAGUUAACAUUUUUGGGUUUUUGGUUGCAUUUUCCUAACGGGAGAUUGAGUAUCCUCCCGAAAUCAUAAACGCAUUUAUCAUACCUUUUAAUUUAAGGCUUUAAUUGAACCAAUUAUUGAAAAGUAUACCGAAGUUACGUAUCAGUUUAAAAUAUUGACGCUUGCUUAGACAAGAGUCGACCUGUCAUCAACUUUCAAGUAUAGUCCUCUAGCCACUGUCCAAACAGCUUGUUAAUUUGUCAUCUCAACCCGAAAUAAUCUCGUGGCAUACAGUGCUUCCUUUCAAAGUAUGGGAAGAUAUUCGUGAUUCCAUCUUAACAGCACGAUUUUUCUCAAACCUUUGUGUAACUAUCGCCUUGUCAGUGCAAAAAAACGGAGAUACUUGAAUUUUAUAUUAGGUAUAAAGGUUCGAUGUAAAAUUGAUAUCAAACUAGAUGGUCAAGCACGAUCCAAGUCUCUAGACAGUCUCUCAAGAUUUUUGGCUGCUUGUGAUCCUCAAACACAAAACUUCGUUAUCAUUCUCACUGCUUGGGCCUCCGAAUAUCCUGCGGAUAUAUAUCAGUAAAACUUAUACCUUGUGUUUGUUUAGUAAAUGACCGUAAGUCAUCCUCUUUUCCUAUUUCAGAUUUCUGCAUCAUCCAAGCCUACUAUCAUUGUUAAUCCUGCUCACACGUCUUUUUCUUAAAACAACCAAAUUUCUAAUCAAGAAUUGGGUCUUACAUGACAUGGUUUGUCUUCUGAAAAAUAUCAUCGUUGUCACAGGACAUGAAGGUACGAAAGAAAAUCUAGUCACCGUUGCCAGGCAAUUUAAAAAUUCAAAUGUUGUCAUACACCUGGAUCUGGCCAAACUCAUGGAGGACCAGUUUAUCGCAGGGUUUUGUCGACGAGGUGCUGUUACAGUUCUACCACUGAAACCAUUGCCAGAGUUUGAUAUUUCGAUUCAAAAAUCUAUUCUAACCCUGGAUAUGUCUCCAGUUGUCUACUCUGGUUUCGGAUUAUCUGCUAAAAAGAUUAAACAAGAAAAAAAGCGAUUUUUCUAUCGAUUUCAAGUUGAUUUAAACAGUUCACAGUUUCAGCGUAAUGGACCAUUACAUACACGUCUUCGAUCAUUUUUCAAGGCUUUCACCAAUCCCUUAGAAGUAGGCACUCGUAUCCCUCGACGCCUUGAAAAUCUUGGUCCUUUCUUUGUUGAAUGGUUGCCAGAUUCCUCAGUCACUCAAAUAAAUGAAUUCCCCAAAAAUGAAUCCAUUACUUCAUAUCUAAGUGCCAAAGAGCAUGUUGUGAUUCGACCACAAUGUGAGGUUUUCGAUUACACUGGACCACCAAUACUAAUGCCAGAACUGAUUUUUUGGGACAAACUGCCUGUGAAACAAGAAAUGAAAACAAACACAUGCACAGAAAUAGAUAAAACUUCGGAGUUAUUAAAUAUUGUAAAUAUUCGGUUAGGAUUAACAGUUUUAUCUUAUUUAGCAGCUGGAAUUUCAUUUCCUAAUUCAACCAUUUCAAAUUGUGCUCCAAGUGAUAAUCCAUGCUUAACCAAUACAAGUCUGUCACCAAUUUAUGCACAAACUAUAAAUGAAAUUCUGUUACCUGUUUAUAAGCUGGAAAAACUAAAAGUUAUAUAUCUAUCAGGUUUAUUUCUGGAUUAUUGUUACAAUGAAUUGGAGAAUAAAAUAAAAUCAAUGUUAACAGAAAGCGAAUGUGAAAAUGAAUUGGUUUACAUGUGCAGAUGUCCAUUAAAUGCUACCAUUGAUUCAAUGCAAUUAUCAGAACAGUCUGCUGAUCACUUAGAAACCUUAUUUUUAACUGGUAGAAAAACUGUUUCAGAUUCACAAGGUCCACCACUUUUUAAAAUUCGAUUUUAACAUCCUUUUUUUCAUCUGUAUGUAAAUUUUCGAUGCUAUUGAUAAAAUACUUUGUGCAAUU
Molecule: messenger RNA, 2354 nt
Organism: Schistosoma turkestanicum
Lineage: Eukaryota; Metazoa; Platyhelminthes; Trematoda; Strigeidida; Schistosomatidae
Source: the annotation of a GenBank genome assembly